Molecule: messenger RNA, 4404 nt
Organism: Plectropomus leopardus (leopard coralgrouper)
Lineage: Eukaryota; Metazoa; Chordata; Actinopteri; Perciformes; Serranidae
Gene: cdh24b
Product: cadherin 24, type 2b
Biological process (GO): homophilic cell-cell adhesion; cell-cell adhesion mediated by cadherin; cell migration
Cellular component (GO): catenin complex; plasma membrane; adherens junction
Molecular function (GO): calcium ion binding; cadherin binding; beta-catenin binding
Source: RefSeq, a predicted model, not a curated record
AGGAGCAGACCUGAUUUGAGUGUCCACACUACAGGUGUGCCAGGGAAGGGGUUCAGCAUGGAUUCAAACCGAAAGCUGAACCUCACCGGCAGUUAUGGGGUUCUGAAGCUGCUGUCGAAAGAGAACCUAGUGAGGAUCGUCAAUUCCCAAAUGCAGAGCGUUCCCAGCCUGAGCUUCCCGAGCAAGGGCAGCCGGAGCAGGAAGAGGGAUUUGAUUGACGUUAAUCACAGACAGUUAGAGGCUCAGAAAGUGCAGAGACAAGAUAUGGCUGUCACUCAGCUUCACACUGGAUUUGAUAAUCAGACCGCAUUUCCUUAUUUAAGCCCAGUCACCACCCCAGAUCUUAAUCGAGACCAGGGAGCCAACACUCGUGUUAAUCCACUAAGCGAAGUCAACCCCGCUUUGAGUAAAGGGCAGGGCAACCUGGGAAUGCAGAGUUCAGAUAGCAGUGAUAGCAAGAGCAAACACCUUGUACGCUUACUGUCAACGCCCCGCAGCGAGGUCAGCCUCAGCCCCGAGAAAGAAGUAAUAAUCAGCCAAACAGAGCCGCCAUUUACUUCAACAAAACAUCUCCCAGUGUACGUUCCCUCGGAAACAAAUGAUUCCCCGCCGUCUGUGCUGACAAUGCAACCCCUGGGAGUACGACCGGGGAACCGAGCGGCAGAUCCCCAUAGAGACCCAUUAACAGAGUCUGCUCACAUUAGUCAAACAGAACUCAGCACAGCUCAGUACCCCACAGAUGAAGACAACAAACUUGUCAACAGCAGUCAUGUCCUGAGGCUCCACCCAGCUCCCGAAUGGAGCCACGACACAAAAGACACUGGGAUGCAAGCUGUCGAGCCAGAAAACGGGAUGGGCCUCGUGUUCGAGGAGGCAGACUCUGAGGCGGAGGAGGAGACGCGUGAUCGCAUAGAAGGGACUAGGUCGCGCUCUCGUAGCAGGAGGAGCUGGAUCUGGAACCAGUUCUUUGUGAUUGAAGAGUACGCCGGGCCUGAACCCGUGCUCAUCGGACGGCUCCACACUGACAUGGACAGGAAUGAUGGACGCACUAAGUAUGUCCUGCGAGGCGAAGGGGCGGGCUCGGUCUUUGUGAUAGACGAGAAGACGGGCAACAUCCACGUCACCAAGCCACUGGACCGUGAGGAGAAGGACGAGUACCGUCUCAUCGCCACGGCCACCGACAGGCAGACGGACCGUGCCCUGGAGCCCUCGUCACAGUUCAUAAUUCGGGUGCAGGACAUCAACGACAACCCGCCUGUCUUUGACGAAGGCCCCUACAGCGCCACCGUUCCUGAGAUGGCAAAUAUAGGCACGUCUAUAAUCCAGGUGACAGCGACAGAUGCUGAUGACCCGACUUAUGGGAACAGCGCCAAGCUAGUGUACACACUGGUGCAGGGCCAACAGUACUUCUCUGUCGAUCCCCAGACAGGUAUUCUGCGAACGGCUGUACCCGACAUGGACAGGGAGACCCAGGACCAGUACCUCGUGCUGCUUCAGGCCAAGGACAUGGGGGGCCACCUGGGCGGAUUAUCUGGGACCACCACCGUCACUGUCAGGCUCACUGACGUCAACGACAACCCUCCACGCUUCACACAGAGUAUGUGGUCCUUCUCCGUUUCCGAGCUGGCCAUCCCGGGGGCCGAGAUAGGGCGUAUAUCGGCAGCCGACGCAGACCUGGGUGAGAAUGCAAAGUUGGAAUAUACCAUCCUGGAGGGGGAGACUGGGGAAACAUUCAACAUCACCGGAGUGAACCAAGAGGCGGUCAUAACGCUCAAUAAGCCGGUCGACUAUGAGAGCCGGAGCUCCUACUCCUUCUCUGUGGAAGUCCUCAACCCCAUAGUGGAUCCUCGCUUCUUGCGUCGAGGCCCUUUCAAGGACCGAGCCUCUAUCAGAGUAGCAGUGCUUGAUGCAGAUGAGCCUCCGAGGUUCUCCAGAGCCCGAUACCACAUGGAUGUGUCUGAAAACUGCCCGCCGGCCUGUACUGUGGGCCGGGUCAGCGCUGUAGACCCUGAUACUGGUCUUACCAAUAAUAUCAGGUUCUCCAUUGAUCCACAGUCGGACCCCGAGGCCCUGUUUCGUAUCACCCCAGACACUGGCCUCAUCACCACAGCCAUGGAACUGGAUCGGGAGCGCGACCAUUGGCACAAUAUUACUGUCAUCGCCACCCAGAGAGACAACCCCAGCCAGGUGUCCAGAGUCCUGGUUGCAAUAGAGACGUUAGACCUGAAUGACAAUGCACCCGAGCUUGACAGACAAUAUACAACAGCCAUGUGUGACUCAUCCUCCGUUGGGCAGGUGGUGCAGGUGUUGCGGGCGAUUGAUAGAGAUGAGGGAGGGAAUGACAGCACUGUGUAUUUCAGCAUCCCUCCAGAGUCCAGCGCUGCCCUCAACUUCAGCGUCAGGGACAGUGGUGGUCCCACAGCCAGCCUGGUGCUGCUGUCCCAGCUCCAGCCGCUGUCCCGUUCCGCAUCCUCCACGCUGACGCUCUUUGUGCCGCUGGUCCUGAGGGACGGGACGUCAGGACUCACCAGCACGGGGACGGUCACCGUGUCCGUUUGUCCCUGCCUGAGAGGAGGGGCACGGGCCGGGGAGAAAGAGAAGGACAAACAAACGGAGGGCGAGUGGGACUGGGAAAGAGAGGCGGUGUGUCUCCCUCAGCAGUCCACGCUGCCCUCCCCUGGGCUCAGCACCGCCGCCCUGCUGGCUAUCCUGGCUUGUGUCGCCACACUCCUGGCGGUGAGUGCCCUGUCACUGUCGCUGCGCCGUCAGAAGCGCGACUCCCUGUCACCGCUGGAGGAGGACGACGUACGUGAGAACAUCAUAACGUAUGAUGACGAGGGUGGGGGCGAGGCCGACACGGCUGCCUUUGACAUUGCUGCGCUCCAAAGUGCCCCGCACAGUUCACGCUCACGUGGCUAUCGCACACUGGACAGCAGGAAUGUACGUUAUGCCCAUCAUAACCAAGACAAAGCUCGCACCUACAGCUGGGCCCAGAAUCCAGGCAUGGAUCAUAACUACUCAGGACCAGGAGGCCCUCUCUAUGGUCGCCUCUGCUACAGCAGCCACACCUUACCUGUUCUCCGCCGCACACCAGCCGGGACAUUUGAACCAGGCCUGGCAGAACUGGGAUACCGCUUUCCUGGAGGGCAGCCAGACCACUCUCUGGUCAUCCAGAACCAGGGGGCCAUGGUGGGGGCCAUGGAGUCCGGGGCGGUGUACAUAGCUCCUACAGACCUUAGCACAGGAAGCCGAACAGGGAGUCGCACAGGAAGCCGUGAUGGGACUGCACCCCAAAGUGGGGUAAGCACGUCAGACGGAGGAACGCCGAGGACCAGUGACAGCCAGGAGAGAGGAGGAGGGACAGGAACGGCAAGCAACUGCACAGAGGGCAGCAACGAGGACAAAGUGAACCACAGCCAAGAUGUGGAUUGGGUGCAGUCGGAGACAUUACCCCGGGAGCAGCACCUCGUCAUGACCCGAUCCGGGUCCAUGAUCGGCCAGGGUCACGGCGGGGGAGGAUGGGUGUGCGACUCGGCUACCCUCCCCAUGGCGGGACGCAGGGCCUCCCGCGCGGGUUUGUCCCCGAAACGCACAAGCUCUGGCCAGGCCGAAUCUGAUUCUAGCGCAGGAGGAGGAGGAAGUGGUGGAGGAGGAGGGGGAGGGGGUAAUGGAAAUGGAAAUGGGGGCACAACCACAGAUGGACAACCUACCAGUGGACGCAACUACGCCACUGUGCUGCAGGGGGAGGUUUCUGGACAGAGGGACUACCCCGGCAGCUUGGGGAGAGGAGGACUAGAGAUGGGGAGCAACUUUGUGGUGGCGAGGCCAGACAGGGAGGGCGGAGGGAUAUCAUCUGUCUACCCAGAAGCAGCUGGCUUUAUCGGGGACUGGCGUGACCGGGUUGGUCUUGGGGGGUAUGUUCUCGGCAGGAGGGAUAUAACCCCCCAGCUUUUUCCCUUCCCGGGGCAGCCUCGGGCAGCAUACGGCGGAGUGAUGGGCUUCGGGGCCGGCUGGGUUCCAGGAAUGGAGGCUGCGAGAGGAGCUCCGGGGUCCGGGGGGCCCUCCUUGGCACUGAGGGUGGGCGAGUUCCUACGCCUGCGUCUCGCCCAGGUCACUUUUGACCCAUCGCAGCCACCGUACGACUCUGUACAGGUGUACGGCCUGGAGGGCACAGGGUCCCGGGCUGGAUCCCUCAGCUCCCUGGAGAGCGAAGGAGAGAAGGAUCCAGAAAAGGAGGAGUGGGGGGCGGGGCUGGAAGAGUGGGGUCCCCAGUUCCAGAAAUUAGCUCAACUCUUCAAAGACAGGGAGAAAGAAAGGGAAGAGAAGGAAAAAGUCGAUGAGGGUGCCAAAACGGAGAAGGAAAAGAAAGAUGAGUGGGUGUGCCUUGUCAAAUUGGCCCCUUGA